AUGACGGCCACCAGACCGUGCUUCGAUGAAAUGCAUGGAUUAGGCCCAACGCUCUCAGGGCCCGAGCUGUUCAUGCCAAACAACAAUGGGCAACCAGAAUUCGAAGCCUGCCUCCCCUACUUUAUGUCACUAGGGCCCGAGCUGGCCUGGUCAUCUCAAUAUCUCGCCGGUGGCAAUUUGGACUACCACACAAACUCGGACGGCAAUCAAGGAGCUGGAAUCGACAACAACGGAGGCCAUAUACCUGAAGCUGCGCACAUUGAGCUUCCAACAUACGGUGAAAGCACGGUAACUCCUGCCGAGGACCUCCAGUCCCCAUGCUCACAGUCUAUUUCGGCCGGUAGCACACACAAUGAGCAGGCACAUGCACGCAUAGCAACACCGAGACGCCCUGGACAAGGCACACAGAAGGGAACCAGAACGCGUAACGGCAGCCACACCACCGAAAUGAAUAAGAGACCGAAAAGACCUGUGAAGAAGAACACAAGUCUUGAGCGCAACCGCAUAUCAGCGUCAAAGUCUCGAAAGAGGAGCAAGGAGUGGGAACACAAGCUUGAAACCAAGAAGGAAGUUUUGGAGGCCAAGCACCGAACUCUCAGGGCUGAGUAUGGGAAUUUGUUGAGAGAAACACUGGAGUUGAAGAACGAUCUGAUCAGCCAUGCGAGAUGUCAUGACGACAAAGUUGAUGCCUGGAUCGGCAGCGAGGCCAAGAACUUCGCUCGAAGGCUGAGCGGCGCAGAUCGAGAGUCUAUUCGGGAGGGGGCAUAUUCUCCGAACGAUGACAAUAUACAAAAUGUCCUCUUGAGCCCUAACACGAGUUAA
Pochonia chlamydosporia 170 is the source of this 822-nucleotide messenger RNA. Its product is annotated as bZIP transcription factor domain-containing protein. NCBI's taxonomy places the organism in Eukaryota, Fungi, Ascomycota, Sordariomycetes, Hypocreales, Clavicipitaceae. Gene Ontology annotation, molecular function: RNA polymerase II cis-regulatory region sequence-specific DNA binding; DNA-binding transcription factor activity, RNA polymerase II-specific. The record is from RefSeq and is a predicted model, not a curated record. Gene Ontology annotation, biological process: regulation of transcription by RNA polymerase II. The transcript has a single exon. Bases 1 to 822 code for a protein of 273 amino acids.